Messenger RNA from Camponotus floridanus (Florida carpenter ant), 2270 nucleotides. RefSeq names its product mitochondrial-processing peptidase subunit alpha. Gene Ontology annotation, cellular component: mitochondrion. Lineage: Eukaryota; Metazoa; Arthropoda; Insecta; Hymenoptera; Formicidae. The record is from RefSeq and is a predicted model, not a curated record. The transcript is spliced from 12 exons. The coding region runs from base 194 to 1813 and encodes 539 amino acids. Gene Ontology annotation, molecular function: metalloendopeptidase activity; metal ion binding.
GAAUAGAAAAAUUUAACCUAAUAAAGUUGAAAUUAUUAUCAUUUCUCUGUAUAUAUUAAUAAAAUGUAUUAUUGCAGAAUACUUAUUCGCCUUGUGAAAACGUAGCGAAAUUUUAGUCGUUUAAUAUUAUACCAUUUCUUUUUUUCAACGGCAAAAUUAUAUCGUACGUUAAAGAUCCUCUUGACGGUACACGAUGUACACGUUUUCGAAAAUGUCGCAAAAGCCGUUAAUUGUUGCGAUUAGAAAGAGUUUUACUUGCACGAAAUACUUUAAUAUCUGGCAGAGAUGUAACUUUUCUUCUCAAAGAAUACCUAUUCAGUUGAGUGAAAAUCAGAAGAAAUCUGUUACAUCAUUUCCACCACUGACAGAAUCUAUCCCUAAUCUACCAAAACCCAUAUAUUCCACUGCAAAAGAGGAGCAUCAAGUGACAAAGAUUACAGUUUUACCAAAUGGUUUAAAAGUUGCAUCGGAAAAUAGAUUCGGACAAUUUUGUACUAUAGGUGUCCUUAUCGACUCGGGUCCACGAUACGAAGCGGCAUAUCCAAGUGGUAUUUCACACUUUCUUGAAAAAUUAGCAUUUGGAUCUACAAAUACAUAUGAUAGCAAGGAUAAAAUAAUGCUAGCAUUAGAAAAACAUGGUGGUAUUUGUGACUGUCAGGCAUCGCGCGAUACAUUUGUUUAUGCAGCGUCGGCGGAACGUCGUGGAUUGGAUAUAAUUACUCAAGUUCUCGGUGAUAUUGUCUUGAGACCUAAAAUUACAGAGGAAGAGGUGCAAAUUGCCAAACAAACUGUACAAUUUGAAUUGGAGUCUUUACAUACUAGGCCUGAACAAGAGCCCAUAUUAAUGGACAUGAUUCAUGCUGCUGCGUACAGAAACAACACGUUAGGUUUGCCCAAGAUCUGUCCACAAGAGAACAUUGAAAAGAUAGAUAGAAAAACUUUACACAUCUAUCUCAAACAUCAUUAUGUACCUAGUAGAAUGGUAGUCGCUGGAGUUGGUGUUGAGCAUGAUGAUUUGGUCCAUGCUGUUAACAAGUACUUUGUAGAUCAAAAACCUAUCUGGGAGGAACAAGCUGACCUUAUUUUGCCAAAUAAUAGAAAUACCGUUGAUAAAUCUAUCGCACAAUAUAGUGCAGGAUGUGUUAUGGAGGAGUGCAAUGUGCCAAUUUACGCUGGACCUAGUGGUUUGCCUGAAUUGUCACAUGUUGUUAUAGGUUUGGAAGGCUGUUCCCAUCAAGAUCCAGAUUUUGUCGCUAUGUGCGUAUUAAAUAUGAUGAUGGGAGGCGGUGGUAGUUUUAGCGCUGGUGGUCCUGGAAAAGGCAUGUACACACGCUUGUACACCAAUGUAUUGAAUAGGUAUCAUUGGUUGUACAGUGCAACUGCGUACAAUCAUGCUUAUGCAGAUACUGGUUUAUUUUGUAUUCAUGCUUCAUGCACACCAUCUUAUGUAAAGGAUAUGGUAGAAGUAAUUAUACAUGAAAUGGUCACCAUGACAAGCGGAGUCUCGGAUAAUGAAUUAGCGAGAGCAAAGAAGCAAUUGCAGUCGAUGUUACUUAUGAAUUUGGAACAACGACCCGUUGUAUUUGAAGAUAUUGGAAGACAAGUUUUGGCAACUGGUUCUAGAAAAAGACCAGAAUAUUUCAUGCAAGCUAUCGAUGGAAUAUCUAAGGAUGAUAUUGAUAGAGUAGCACGACGUUUAUUAAAAUCGCCACCUUGCGUAGCAGCACGCGGCGAGGUAAAGACUGUACCUUCAAUCACGGACAUUCAAAACGGCUUGCUCGAUUCGCAAGCACAAGAGAAAAUAAAAAAAUGAUUAACCAGAAGUUUAAUGCAAGAUAUACAAGAUUAAUUUAAUUCUCACUUCAGACUAUGAGUAUCUUUGUUACAUUUGACACAAUGGAUUUUUAUCACAGAAACAAAUAUGUAAGAGCGAUUCAAGUAACUUUGUUACUUUGUAUUAUUAACAAAAUUAAAUUUUAUGUAAAAAUUUUCAUUAUAAAGUCAACAUGUGUAUCUCCUGAUAAUUUAAAAUAAAAUAAAAUAUAGUAUGUAAAUAUACAAUUUUACAAUUUAUAAACUCAUAUAUGUAUUGGAUUUUCUUUAUUCAUUUUUUAUUCUUGAUUCAUGUACACACAAAUUUGUGCAUACAUUAUAAAUACGAUUCUGAUAGAAGUUACGCCUCUGCUUCUUCCAAGGUCUUGAGGAACGAAGCUUUCUUCUGGGCCACACGAUUCUUCCUCUCGGACAAAGAUAAUUUUGCGCGAUUCCAU